AUGAAAGAGGCGCUUAGAGUAGCCGAAACAGCAUUGAAUGUGCAAGAAGUGCCAGUAGGAUGCAUUAUGGUUUACAAAAAUAUGAUCAUCGCCCGAUCCUUUAAUCAAACAAAUCUUACGCUGAACGGUACUAAACACGCAGAGUUCGAAGCAUACGACCAAAUACGCGCAUUAUACCCGGAUACAUAUAGAGAAAUUUUCAGGGAGACAGUUUUGUAUGUGACUGUUGAACCUUGCAUUAUGUGUGCCUCCUUGUUGCGACAGCUUGAAAUCCAACUUGUGGUAUUUGGUUGUCCGAACGAAAGGUUUGGGGGAAACGGUUCUAUCUUUACUGUGAACAAAGAUAUCUCGCACCUGGAGAGGCCUUACCAAGCCAUUCCAGGUGUUCUCAGCAGAGAAGCGGUAACCCUUCUGCGUAAGUUCUAUCUUUUGGAAAACAGUAAAAGUCCGACAUCCAAAGAUAAAAAGCACAGACGACUUGAGCUCAAUGAGUUUCCACCAAUAGAUUAUUCGCGAUAUCUUAACCGAGACGAAUUCCAAAAAACAAGGAAACGUCGUCAAUGA
Molecule: messenger RNA, 564 nt
Organism: Ogataea angusta
Lineage: Eukaryota; Fungi; Ascomycota; Pichiomycetes; Pichiales; Pichiaceae
Exons: 2
Coding region: 1-564 (187 amino acids)
Biological process (GO): tRNA wobble adenosine to inosine editing
Cellular component (GO): nucleus; cytoplasm
Molecular function (GO): tRNA-specific adenosine-34 deaminase activity
Source: RefSeq, a predicted model, not a curated record